Messenger RNA from Cylicocyclus nassatus, 750 nucleotides. NCBI's taxonomy places the organism in Eukaryota, Metazoa, Nematoda, Chromadorea, Rhabditida, Strongylidae. The record is from the annotation of a GenBank genome assembly.
AUGCUGGUUGCACUCUUCGCUAUUGCCGGUCUUGCUGCCAGCGCCAAUGUUCAAAUUAAUAUGGAUUUUAACUGCACCACCUUCAACCCCGCCGGCGUCUCCGCCACCCCCUCUCCGGGAUUUGUGCUCACAACGGCAGCCACAGCUUGCUCAGACAAAUAUACUCCAGCAGCAUGUUCAGCUAUAUUCGGCGCCGAUAUUGCAAAUGCUGAUUUGCGUCCAGAAGCAUGUAGCAUGGUAGGCACCGGAACUGACGCGGUCUUCAACGAAGAUAUAAAACAACUGGCUGUUUCUUCUUGUCCUAAGCACUGCGGUUACUGUUGCGAAACUCCUGAGUACAAGUGCGAAAACAAGCCAUUCCCAAGAACCAAUUGCGCAACGGUAAAACCCGUACAAUGCACAGACCCUAAAUGGCGCCAAAUUCUGGCUGAAGACUGUCCCAAUGUUUGUGGAUUCUGUCUCACUGGUGGAUGCAUCGACGCAGCUAUUGAGUGUGCUAACGACAAAUCUAUCUGCAGAAACGUCGACAUGCAGUCAUUCGUCAAGGUAAACUGUCAAAGAACCUGUGGCUAUUGUUCUACCACAAGCCCUGGAUCCGGUGUAACAGCAGCUCCAACAUGUGUCCCUGCAGUUGCCGACAAAAAUCCUAGUUGUGCUAACUGGGUAAAGAACGGAUUCUGUAACAACACAUUCUACACUAAAGCUCAGCGACUUGCUGACUGUGGCAGAUCUUGUGCCUUCCUUUGCUGA